This is a messenger RNA of Petromyzon marinus (sea lamprey), 741 nucleotides long. Lineage: Eukaryota; Metazoa; Chordata; Hyperoartia; Petromyzontiformes; Petromyzontidae. The record is from RefSeq and is a predicted model, not a curated record.
AGGGCGCGGGUGGGGACGGAUCGCGACCACUCCGCGAGGGCGAAGCACGCUACGACUAUAAACAACAGGAGCAGCAAUCAAAGGAGCAGCGACGUACCCUAGUUGUGUGUAAAGUUUUUAAAGACAUGGACAAAGGCAAGAAGUCGAGUAGGACCUCGGAUGGUGGCGGAGCGAGCAAAGCCAAAGAGCCUACUUUCAACAAAGAAGAUGGAUACGUGCGCAUGUACCUGCGUGGGAGACCCAUCACCAUGUUCAUGCCUCAGGACGCAGUGGAGGGAUACAAGAUAGGCGCGAAGCUGGAACUACCUGCAGAGAAACUCUCCCUUGAGUGGGCCUAUGGCUACCGUGGCAAGGACUGCCGCGCCAACGUGGAGCUGCUGCCCUCGGGGGAACUGGUCUUUUUCGUGGCAGCUGUGGGCGUGCUGCAGCACGUGGAGAGUGGCGUGCAGCGCCACUAUCUGGGCCAUGAUGAUGACAUCAAAUGCAUGGCCGUGCAUCCGGACAAGGUUAUUGUUGCAACUGGGCAAGUGGUUGGGAAGAGCAAGGAUGGGAAGGUGCUUCCUGCCCACGUGCGGGUGUGGAGCUCCGCCUCGCUCGAGACGCUGCACUUGAUCGGAGGAGGAGUCUUCGACCGGGGCGUCCUCUGCAUUUCCUUCUCCCGAGCCGUACGCUCAUGCCAUUUUCACAUUUACUACUCUGCAGCUCAUACUCUGCGGUUUUAAUGCUCGCUGGUUUAUUUAC